UGUAAAAAUCAGAGACUGGACCACCAACCAGUGGUUGCUUGUUCGUCGCAGUACUAUUUUUUGUCCGAUUGGAGGAUUGGGCCGUGUGCUGGGCGAUUUGCCUAGUAAGCGAUCCAGUCCUCGAGCAGCUAGUGAAGAAGCAAAGUUCGUAGUGUUAUUCGAGUAGCUGCUACUGUCACGCGUUCAAUUUCAGCCGAGUGCAGACACAGUUGCUAGUUGUGAAUUCGGCCAUGGCCGUGCCGACGAGAAGAUGGUUCCAUCCGCACAUUUCUGGAACUGAUGCCGAAACGCUGCUGAAAGAGAAAGGUACCCAUGGAAGUUACCUCGUUCGGCCGAGCAAGAGCAACCCUGGAGAUUUCACUCUGUCGGUCAGGCGAGCGGAGGAUAUCACUCACAUCAAGAUCCAGAACACGGGCGACUUCUACGACCUGUACGGUGGUGAGAAGUUUGCCACGCUGUCGGAGCUGGUGCAGUUCUACACGGAGAACCAAGGUCAGCUCAAGGAGCUUGGCGGGGCCAUUAUCGAGCUCAAGUACCCGCUACUCUCCGAGGAAGUAACGAAUGAGAGAUGGUACCAUGGGCACAUAUCCGGCUCGGAAGCUGCAGAGCUGCUCAUGGAGAAGGGCCAGAAUGGCAGCUACCUCGUCCGGGCAAGCUCUAGCAAGCCGGGUGACUACGUACUAACGGCACGUUGCGAAGACCGAAUUACACACAUCAUGAUACACAAUAAAGAUAACAAGUUUGACGUGGGCGGUGGCGAUCGCUUUGAUUCCUUGCCGGAGUUAAUCGACUAUUAUAGGAGCAAUCCCAUGGUGGAAACGACCGGCACUGUGGUGCAUCUACGGCAGCCGUACAACGCAACCAAGUUUAGCAUUACCGGAAUUGAGGAUCGCGUCUCGCAGCUGACGAAGCAGAACGCCGAGACGUACGGCAAGGGUGGUUUCUUCGAGGAGUUUGAUCAACUUCAAAACUCAGAAACUAAACUUCUGUACAGCCGAAAGGAGGGCGCACAUCCCGACAAUAGAACGAAAAACCGUUACAAGAAUAUCCUACCGUUCGACCACACACGUGUUAUCCUGAAGGAUCAGACGGUCAACGAAUCGACGAGCGACUACAUCAACGCAAAUCAUAUCAUGUCGCUUACAGCCGUGAUUGAGAGCACGCCGGCCGGCGACAACUCUGCCAACACGUCGUACGUGGCAACGCAGGGCUGCCUCCCCGGGACGGUGGUGGACUUCUGGCGCAUGGUCUGGCAGGAGAACUCUCGCGUGAUUGUCAUGACCACCAACGAGGUGGAGCGGGGCCGUAACAAAUGUACUCGUUAUUGGCCGGAUGUGGAUUCAUCACGCACCAUCGGCAGGCUCAUUGUCACCAACCUGAAGGAGACCGUCCAGGCUGAUUACAUCCUCCGAGAGUUCGAGGCGAAAACGCAAGAGUCUCCGCCACGUGUCCGUACCAUCUACCAGUUCCAGUUCAAGGCAUGGCCGGAUCACGGUGUGCCCGAGAAGCCUGGCGUGGUGCUGAGUUUCCUACACGACGUCAACAACACACAGAGGCGCUCGGAGGGUGCAGGACCAAUGGUUGUACAUUGCAGUGCUGGUAUAGGCAGAACGGGUACUAUCAUCGUCAUCGACAUCUUACUCAACGUAAUACAGAAGUAUGGUAUCGACUACGAGAUAGAUAUCCAGAAGACCAUUCAGCAUGUGCGCGCGCAGCGCUCUGGCAUGGUGCAGACCGAGGCGCAGUACAAGUUUGUCUACAUGGCCGUCAUGCACCACAUUGAGACGCUGCGGACGCGCAUACAUGCCGAGAUCCAGAACAAGCAGAGCGGCCCGGUCUACGACAAUCUGCAGUACCCGCUCGGCAGCACCAUGCCCAUUCCCAAUGUCACACCUGUGGGAGCAAGUGGUGGUGCCAGUGCUCGUCAAAGUACGCAGCGCAGCACGCCUUCGUCACAAUCGCAAAUGGCCAACCCGCCACGCCAGUAUCACAAUAUGGGGCCGUACAGAGACCAAAUGCCUGACGAUGAUGAUGACGAGAAGCCACCGCCAGUAGCACCACGGCGGUACUAGAGAGACUGUCAGAAUGGCAGAAUGGCUGCUAAGUCCACCACAGUAGACUAGAGCACAUCAUGCCAGUCAGCCAGGAGACAACCUACGCACUCACUCACACUACCGCCCGUAACAUACACACGCAUAUACACACACACGCGCACCUACAAACACACGCACGCACAACAAUUCCUAACAAAAGUAUUCUUUCAUGCGUACCACUCCGCUGUGAUCAUGCAUCACUCACUGUCACGGCUCACUGAGAUUUUUUUAGAUUUUAAUUUCCUUUGACUGGCCAACAGCAGCGUUCACGCAUACCCUGUUUAUUAGUAUUGUCCGCUGCGUCGCUGCCUUCCUUUAGCAAAAUACGCCACCGCCACCACAAUGCCCCAAGCGUGCACAUCAGUUCGACAGAGCCUCGACCUGUGCCUCUGGUGGCAGGCACUACUGCUGCUGCUGCUGCUAGGAUGUGUCGAGGACACCACUGACGCACACAUGCGGAGCGGAUGCUUUUCGCCGCAGCCACUGCAGCUUCUGGUGGUGUCAUCCUGAGCAUACAUACAUGCAUGCACCCAUACUUACACCUUGUGCUUCACCAAUUGCUGUGCUGCGCUAGUAUCCGCCAGUGUGCCAGUCCAUCGUGCGCGGCCAUUCCCCCCGAGCUAGGCGAGCACUGCUGCUGCUACUGCGGCUGUCCGUUGCUCGAGUUGCUGCUGGCGCUUUUGCCGCCGCGUCCUGUCUACGACGGGCUACAUCCAUGUACACGUUACCAUAGUUACCAUAGUGGGUGGUUGAGGUGCGAUUUCUGCUUCGCCAUCGUGCAACAUGAGCGAACACAACGCCUGACAAAGCCCUUUGAACUUCGCCUUAGUAGUAUCCCUGCUAUGCUCUCUAUAUUGCUCGAUGCUACCGCGAGUACGAAACCGAACAGAAGCCCCCAUCCCCCAACUGCAAAUGUUAAUCUCUAACAGGAAAUCUAAAUCUACCGCUGCUUCGGUUGGCAAAAUUAAAACAUUUUUCUCCCACUGUCGGUGUAAAAUCCUCACUAUGUGCAAUGUUGUCGUUGCUGUUAUCCCCCGUGCCCUCAUUCCUCGUAACCUCUUGUUUCUUUCCCGGUUAGACCUACUCCAGCCCUAGUUGUCUAUUAGGUAUUGCUUGUAUCAUGCUAUUUGCACUUGUAUUUUUUAAGUGCUCUCUAUCUUCAAAGAUAGUGUAAAAAAAAUAGAUUGGAUUUCUUGCCGCUCUGCCGCACAGGCAAACGA
Sycon ciliatum is the source of this 3313-nucleotide messenger RNA. RefSeq names its product tyrosine-protein phosphatase non-receptor type 11-like. The coding region runs from base 231 to 2072 and encodes 613 amino acids. The transcript is spliced from 15 exons. The record is from RefSeq and is a predicted model, not a curated record. Gene Ontology annotation, biological process: protein dephosphorylation; positive regulation of ERK1 and ERK2 cascade. Lineage: Eukaryota; Metazoa; Porifera; Calcarea; Leucosolenida; Sycettidae. Gene Ontology annotation, cellular component: cytoplasm. Gene Ontology annotation, molecular function: non-membrane spanning protein tyrosine phosphatase activity; cell adhesion molecule binding; receptor tyrosine kinase binding.